AUGUCGAUACCGAGCCGACAGGGCCUCAUAUUGGAUACGCUCAAGCACAAGAUCCAGUUGGCCAAGAAUGAUCUGGACCGCUAUAAGGAGGACUACAGCCGCUGCCAGGCGAUGCUGCAGCGCGAGGUAAAUCGUCGCAGCCAAUUGGAGGAGAGCUUCAUGGAGCUGCAGCACCGCAACGUGCAGCUGGAGGAUGAGCUGAAGCUGGCCCUGAAUCAUGCCGCCAGCCAUCAGCUGAUGGUGCAGGAGGCGCGCGACGCCCUCAACGAGAGCGAUCGGUUGCGCAAGGCGCUGGAGCAGCGCGACCAGCUGCAGUCGGAGAAGAUCGAGCUGCUCGUCUGGGAGCUGUCAAAGAUGGAGCGCCAGGCGAAGGAGGCCGACCGCACGGCCCAGCAAAACGGCCAGCGUGCCGAGCAGCUCAACCGCCGUCUGACGCGCAGCGAACAGCAACUGGAGGCGAGCCGGGCCAGCCAGGCGCUGCUGCAGUCCGAGCUGGAUGCGGCCGCCCAGAAUUUGCACUGCGUGGAGCGGGCAUUCGAGCACUCGUCCCAGCAGAUGCAGAACUACGAUCGCCAGGUGGCCAAGCUGAAGCAGCAGCUUCAGGAGAGCGAACGGCGCGCUGAGCUGGCCGAGCUGAAUGCCGAGCAGCUGCAGCUCACCUCCGUCAAGCUGGAGCGGCGUCUCGAGGAGCGCUUCGAUCAUCGCUUGCGCCAGAAGCUAAACAAUCUGGACCUGCAGCUCGUUGCCAAAGAACAUGCUUAA
Messenger RNA from Drosophila mojavensis, 762 nucleotides. RefSeq names its product tropomyosin alpha-3 chain. The record is from RefSeq and is a predicted model, not a curated record. Gene Ontology annotation, cellular component: actin filament. Gene Ontology annotation, molecular function: actin filament binding. Bases 1 to 762 code for a protein of 253 amino acids. The transcript has a single exon. Gene Ontology annotation, biological process: actin filament organization. NCBI's taxonomy places the organism in Eukaryota, Metazoa, Arthropoda, Insecta, Diptera, Drosophilidae.